UGCGUAACUGUCUAUUAAUUAUUUUUGUUUGAGAUUAAGUUCAAUAGACAUUUAAGAUGAGUAAUAUAAAUAAUUUCAAACCUGAAAUGUGUAUUAAGAAUAAAGAUCAUUUAUACAGACUCAUAAUAAGUCAACUCUAUUAUGAUGGUUAUUCCACAAUUGCUUCAAGCUUAGCUACCCUAGUAAACGCUAAUCCACCUUGUGCUCCAUCGGAUCGACUCAUGCAUGUAGUGACAAAAGGUUUACAACAUGAAACCGAUAGACAAAAAGCAUUUGAACAAGCAUUAAACUUAAAUCCAAUUCAGCAAAUGUUAAUUGGACCAGGCAUUGACUUAGAAUUUGAAACUAAUGUUAUGUGUACUGCUCCUGAACCGUCGCUGUAUGAAACUGUAUAUGUAACAUCCCACAAAGCAGCCUGUAGGGCUGGUGCAUUUAGUCCUGAUGGCCAGUUAAUCGCAACAGGAAGCAGUGAUGCAUCAAUCAAAAUUUUGGAUGUUGAAAAAAUGCUGGCUAAAGUACAUGACAUUGGCAGUACUGAUAAUCAAGAAGGACAGGGUCAUCCAGUAAUUCGGACUUUGUAUGAUCAUAUGGAUGAAGUGACAUGCUUGGAGUUCCACCCUAAAAACCCAAUUUUAGUUUCGGGCUCUCUAGAUUGUCAUGUUAAACUUUUUAAUUAUUCAAAAACAUCUGUGAAGAAAGCCUUCAAGACACUUAACGAUGUCGAACCUAUAACAUGUUUAAGUUUUCAUCCCGAUGGAAACUAUAUGGUAAUGGGCACCAAUAGCCCAAUCAUAAGGUUUUAUGAUAUAAAUACAGUUCAAUGUUAUGUUUGUUCAAUUCCUAGUCAUCAACAUACUGGUCCUAUUACAUCAAUAAAGUAUGAACCAGGUGCCAAGUAUUUUGUGUCUUCUAGUCGAGAUGGUUCAAUUAAAUUGUGGGACGCUAUAUCUAAUAAAUGUGUUAACACAUUUGAAAGAGCACAUGAUGGUAGUCAAGUGUGUUCUGUGACAUUUACAAGAAAUGGAAAGUACAUCUUAUCAUCAGGCAAAGAUUCUGUAGUGAAACUUUGGGAGUUAUCCACUAGUAGAUGUAUGAUUGCAUAUACUGGAGCUGGAACAACUGGAAAACAAGUUCAUCGUGCACAAGCAGUGUUUAAUCAUACUGAGGAGUAUGUCAUGUUUCCAGAUGAAGUCACUACAUCUUUGUGCGCAUGGAAUUCACGCAAUGCUUGUCGGCAGCAACUUUUAUCUCUAGGCCAUAAUGGACCUAUUCGUUCAAUUGUGCAUUCUCCAAAUUCAGCAGCAUUUUUGACUUGUUCUGACGACUUUAGAGCUCGUUUUUGGUAUACAAAACACUUGAUUGGAACAUAGAUUGAAUAUUUUUUGUUUUUAUGCACAAACUUUUUAUAUAUUUAAUUUUGAAUAAUUAUUUAAUGUACAUUGGUAAAAAUAUAUAACUAUUGUAUUCAUUGAAAUGUACAUUUUUAAUUAAAUAAUAUUUUCAACAUUUCAAAUUAUACAUAAUAAUAUACGGAGUAUGGAAUUUUUUGGUGUAAUAGUUAAUGAUUAAAUUUAAAAAAUAUAUAACUUAAAAAUUAAAAUGAACAUAAAUAUUUAGUCAAAAAUGAUUUUGAGAAUGCAUCUCAGACUUGUGUUUUUACCGUCUUAUGAACGUACAAGUGAACAACAUAGUAAAAUUGUAUUCAAUUUGUGUAGUAAGCUUUAAUUAUAGAGUUAAUUGAUCUA
This is a messenger RNA of Metopolophium dirhodum (rose-grain aphid), 1745 nucleotides long. RefSeq names its product cleavage stimulation factor subunit 1-like. Gene Ontology annotation, biological process: mRNA 3'-end processing. Gene Ontology annotation, cellular component: mRNA cleavage stimulating factor complex. Lineage: Eukaryota; Metazoa; Arthropoda; Insecta; Hemiptera; Aphididae. The transcript has 9 exons. Gene Ontology annotation, molecular function: protein binding; RNA binding. Bases 57 to 1370 code for a protein of 437 amino acids. The record is from RefSeq and is a predicted model, not a curated record.